CAACGCCCAAGAGAGAGGAGAUCGGAACCAAAUGGAUCCAAAGAACAAAACCACAUCUCUAUGCUCUGUUUCUUCUCUGUUUCUCUCACUCUCUCUCCUCUGCAUUCUUGUACUCUCUCGCUUCUUAUUCUCCAAUACAAUCCACCAAUCCAAACCCUCACCAGCAUCAUCCCCAUCUUUGCUUUCCCCAAUCACUCCACAAUUUCCUAGCAAUUCCAUCAAAGUCUAUGUCGCAGACCUACCUAGAUCACUCAACUACGGCCUCUUAGACAAAUACUGGUCUUUUGAGAACGAUUCGAGGCUCGGAAGCGACGCAGACAACCAAAUCCGAUCGACCCUUUUGUCGAAAAAGCUCGAAUUCCCUCCGUUUCCGGAGAAUCCACUGAUCAAGCAGUACAGUGCCGAGUACUGGAUCAUGGGUGAUCUGAUGACCCCCGAAGAAUUGAGAGCUGGGUCGUUCGCGAGGCGGGUUUUCGAUGUCGGCUUGGCCGACGUUGUUUUCGUACCGUUCUUCGCGACUCUGAGUGCCGAAAUGCAGUUGGGUAUGGCCAAGGGGGUGUUCAGGAAGAAGGCGGGGAAUGAGGACUAUCAGAGGCAGAGGGAGGUGGUGGAAUUUGUAAAGGCUUCCGAGGCUUGGAAGCGGUCCGGUGGCCGAGAUCAUGUGUUUGUUCUUACAGACCCUGUUGCAAUGUGGCAUGCUAGAUCUGAGAUCGCCCCAGCUGUUCUUCUAGUGGUGGAUUUUGGUGGGUGGUACAGGCUUGACUCAAAAUUAUCCAAUGGUAGCUCAUCAGAUAUGAUACAACAUACCGAAGUUUCGCUGCUCAAAGAUGUAAUCGUGCCAUACACCCAUCUAUUGCCAAGGUUGCACAUAUCAGAAAACCAGAAACGCCACACCCUUCUUUACUUCAAAGGAGCUAAACAUAGGCACCGGGGAGGGCUUGUUCGAGAAAAGUUAUGGGACAUGUUAGUUGGUGAACCUGGUGUUACAAUGGAAGAAGGUUUCCCUAAUGCCACUGGGAAGGAGCAAUCAAUAAAAGGGAUGAGAUCAUCAGAGUUCUGCUUGCACCCUGCCGGGGAUACCCCCACAUCAUGCAGACUUUUUGAUGCCAUCCAAAGUCUCUGUAUACCUGUCAUUGUCAGCGACGACAUUGAGCUCCCAUUUGAAGGGAUGGUGGAUUAUUCCGAAUUUUCUGUUUUUGUUGCUGUUAGUGACGCAUUGCAACCAAAUUGGCUGGUUGGUCAUCUUAAAAGCUAUUCUGACAAGCAAAAGGAUAGAUUUCGGCAAAAUAUGGCUCAGGUCCAGCAUGUUUUCCAGUUUGACAACGGCCAUCCUGGUGGCAUUGGCCCUAUUCCUCCAAAUGGUGCCGUGAAUUACAUUUGGAAAAAGGUUUACGGAAAAUUGCCCAUGAUUAAAGAAGCUAUCAUCCGGGUGAAGAGAAAACCACCAGGUGCAUCUGUUCCACUUCGUUGCCAUUGUACCUGAAUUUGGAAGUUUGUAACAAUAUUUUUUCAGUUUCUUGGUGUACUUUUCCUUUCUUUUUUCUUUUUUUUUCAGUAGAGAUCAUUUCUUGUAGUUCAAUUACUUCGCUCACGGUAGAUAAUUCAUGUGUAUUAGUUUUGGAUUGCACCCAAAAUGAUUUGCUGUCAAAGAUGCUAAUAUUGUUUUGUGUUUAAUCCACAAUACACAUAAGGUUUCUUCUUA
This is a messenger RNA of Cornus florida, 1702 nucleotides long. RefSeq names its product probable arabinosyltransferase ARAD1. The transcript has 3 exons. Gene Ontology annotation, molecular function: glycosyltransferase activity. The coding region runs from base 32 to 1483 and encodes 483 amino acids. The record is from RefSeq and is a predicted model, not a curated record. NCBI's taxonomy places the organism in Eukaryota, Viridiplantae, Streptophyta, Magnoliopsida, Cornales, Cornaceae.